Magallana angulata is the source of this 5130-nucleotide messenger RNA. RefSeq lists its product as uncharacterized. NCBI's taxonomy places the organism in Eukaryota, Metazoa, Mollusca, Bivalvia, Ostreida, Ostreidae. The record is from RefSeq and is a predicted model, not a curated record. The transcript is spliced from 3 exons. The coding region runs from base 1216 to 3261 and encodes 681 amino acids.
UUGUCGUGAGGAAAACUUGUUUUCAAAUUAACUAAAAUUAUAUUUUUGAAUAUUUUGAUUUACCAUUAAUAACUUGUAAGUAAAGCUAUCAAAUCUUCUUUUAAUCCGAUGGCAUGUCUCAAUUUACUUUUCGGAGUAAGUGUUAUGUAACAUUACAUAUAUUAUUUACCUUCUGUCAGGGUUGCUAAAAUCUAUGUCUUUUAUGUUUUGUCAUCUAUUGCUCUUGUAAGUAAUUGAUCUGUUAGGUAAAUUGUGUAGGUGAAAAAGUAGGAUUUUAUUAGAUUGCUCAAAGCUAGCUAUCCUUUGUGUUCAGAUUAAGUAUAGUCCGAGUUUCUAUCACCUCUAAUGUGUUGUCAAAUUGUUAUGUAAUCAAUUAGCCAUCAUCAUGCGCGCUUCGUAUGAACACAUGUGCGCUGGUGACUUUUACACCCCUAAACAAAAGAAUAAUUUAAAGAAAGAAUUUCAUUGGUUAAUUCUUACAAAAUCGCAUUUUCGGCAAACUGGGUACGCGUCCCCGUGUCGGUCACUUUUCCAUAUUGAAUAAAACCGCACGGAUGUAAAACCUUAUUAAUCUUCAUUUUUCAUCUAUAUUCAGGUAAAUAUGACUAUUUACUUUAUUUUAUAUUGGAAUUAUUAUUGGUUUAUUAUACUACUCAUGUUUUUAUCAUGUUGAAUAGAUACCUAUAUACAUAGAUAUAUAAACUUUAUAAUUAUUUUUCUAUGCAUAAAGAAUGUUAGGCUUAAUUAUUUUGAGUUGUAAAUUGCUUUUAAAUAUUCUUUGUAACUGCCUAAUAUAACAUUAGAUUGAUCAUAAUUUGCACUUUUAUUAUUUUAACUAUGUACAUAUGUUAUUUAAGUCUUAUGAUGUUAAUUUGUUUAAAAUUGCUCAUAUAAUAUAGCGUAGCGGUUACGCAGGCAAAAAUUUGUGUAGUUAGAUUAUUAGUAGAAAUUAGAAUCGGGCUCGACAUGUUAAAAAUAUAUUUUCUUUGUUUACAACGACUGUCACUCUACAGACUGUUAUCGUCAAUUGACUUACAUACGUGAUGUUAACAUUGUCUGAAACGCAAGACUUCUCCUUAUCAUUUGAUAAGAAGCGCCAUUGGCCAAAAAGAAGGGAAGAUCACUGGUGGAAGAUUACGGUUUGUCUCAACACCUCUCACAACAGCAACAGCGAGUAUUCCCCUACUACUAAGUUGUUCAUUCCAUCCGAGAGCUAUGCCAGUAACAGGAACUCCAUCCAACACGGUGGUCAACAACCGUGUGACGAAGGAAAGACUUGAAGAGGCAGUUGCGGAAUUGAAUACCAAUAUUCAAGCAAAGGAAAGGCAACUACAAGCAAAAGACCAACAGCUGAACGACAGAAAUGAGUAUAUCCUGCAGCUAGAGGAGCAAUUACAAAGGGCAGAAGCAAGACGCUCCAGGGACAACGAACAACCAGCCCCCAUUCAAACAGUCAAUAUUGAGAAUGAAGAUAACAGACAUCCCCCACCUCCACCUCCUCCUCCUCCUCAACCCCGUCCAGCCAACCCGCUAUACCAAGAGGAAGCUAUGAUUCCCAGGAUCCCAGCGCCACAACUACCUAAGUUUGAUGGAAGAGGAUCAGCCACAGAAUGGUGGAUGUCGUUCAUGGCCUUCAUUUCAUUCACCAACAUCCCGGUCGUGAGAGCAAUCCAAAUGUUGCAUUUCUACUUCACUGGGAUUUCCCUACAAUGGUUUACAUUCCUGGAUCCCGUGAAGAAAACAUCGUUGGAAAUGUUCAAACAGGCCUUUUUCGAUCGGUUCAAACCAUCCUCUCCCAUCAACAAAGACCUUCUGAGGAUUCAGCAGCAACCAGGAGAAGGUGUGGAAGAAUAUUUAUACAGAGUGAGAAAAUUGGCCACCGAUUCUACCAUGGAUGAAUUGGCAGUGACGGAGUUAGCCAAGGAUGGACUGCAUCAAAGACUCCGUGAACUUGUAGUUCCUCAACGACCAUCAACGUUGGACCAGCUAAGGGAGCAAGCCAUCCUGGCAGAGGAUGCAGUGGAUUUGAAGCGAUCAACAUCCAACCAAAUUCCCAGUGCAGACUCGCAAACAAAAGGAACUGUGGAUACCGCACUAGUGGCAGCCAUACAAGCAGCCAUGAUAAACAUUAUGCCAGCCACUGUGAGUGAACACAGACAGGAUGAGGAAGUUAAUGCAGUAUACAGUCCUCGCCCCCACCAGCAGCGGUCCAGCAGAAAUCAAUGGCCCAAACGAAGAAGUCCCUGUCUGCGAUGUGGUGAUUUCUGGUACACCUUAAAGCUCGUGCCUCUUCUAGUUUUGAUUGUCUUCCCAAUACUCAUGGUUGCAUCACAAUCCCUUCCUAAUGAGCAAAGAGUCAUCUCCAGUUGUUCAUUUGGUAUAAAGCAUGUUGCAUAUAUUUGUUCUAAUCUACCUUACUUCUCUUAUUUACCACAAAGCUUAAAUGGUGGUAAUAAUGUAUUUAACAACUUAACAAACCUGUCCUCUCUCAAGCUUAAACAAACACCUGUAGUUCCCUAUUUUGAAACUUACAGUACCUUGAUUAACAUGUUCAUGUCAAUCUUAUUACACUCAUUGUCAAAUAGCAGCUUCUUGUUCCCAUUUUAUUCAUAUCACCUGGUUUUUAACUUGUUGAUUUGUGUACUUUUCAUGCACAGAGUUAAAACAUUAGCAUUAGCUUUGUUAAUUGUUAAGAAUAUUACCAGUGUUCACUCUCAAUCACUGCCCUCAUUCAUUUAUCAUAAAGCUACUCCUGCACCUGAUAUCAAAGCAUCUUCUUCCUUAGAAAAUUUCUUCAAGUCUGAACUAUCUUGGAUUCAUGCUAUUUUGGUCAUUUGUUUUAUUAUCAUUUUUAUUCAGUUAAUUGUCAUUUACUUUCUUUAUAAAUCUAAACCAUCCAAAAACACUAAAGUCAUUUUAGAGCUAACAUCAGGUGGUGAAUGUGUUAUCAUUCCAUUAAUAACUUUACCACUGUGUCCAUCCUAUUACCUAAUUCAAAAACCAAUCAUUCAUAGACUAUCUGCAUCUAAUUUUACAUCUCGUCAACUAAAAGCAGAUUGGUCUCCUUUUGAAAUUAUUGAUAAAUUAUCAAAUAAAUCAAUUACAGUCCCUUCUCAAAUUCCUGUUAAUUAUCUUAUAUAUCGAAAAUUACUCAAAAUUUUGAAACAACCAUUUUGUGCUUAUGUCAUGGUAACUCAUCAAGGUUUUUCAACUGUAAUUCAAGAUCAGGUUGACUCAGGUGACAUGCUUGACUUGUGUUAAUUGCUAUUUUUCUUUCAGCUGGUACAAUUUUAUAUGUGUUAUUUAAUCCUUGGACAGUGGUCUUAAAUGAUUAACAGGACUGGUGUACAUAUGUUGAUUUUUUUUCUUCCCUUUUUUAUGCCUGUGUAACCAUGUAGUUUAGAAAAUUCAUUUUUAUUGGUUUUUUAUGCAUUUUUCUUUUUUUUUCUCCUUUAUUUUUCACAAACUUGUUCAUUCAUAUACUUACAGUUACAGAUAUUUUUACAAUUUUUUUUUCCUUUUAAUUUUUGGUUUGGGGACCAAACCUAUCGUGGCAAAGGGGGUAAUUAGUCAUGGACUCAUUGGCAAUUAAAAAUUGUUAAUUAGUAAAAGACAUUUGUCGUGAGGAAAACUUGUUUUCAAAUUAACUAAAAUUAUAUUUUUGAAUAUUUUGAUUUACCAUUAAUAACUUGUAAGUAAAGCUAUCAAAUCUUCUUUUAAUCCGAUGGCAUGUCUCAAUUUACUUUUCGGAGUAAGUGUUAUGUAACAUUACAUAUAUUAUUUACCUUCUGUCAGGGUUGCUAAAAUCUAUGUCUUUUAUGUUUUGUCAUCUAUUGCUCUUGUAAGUAAUUGAUCUGUUAGGUAAAUUGUGUAGGUGAAAAAGUAGGAUUUUAUUAGAUUGCUCAAAGCUAGCUAUCCUUUGUGUUCAGAUUAAGUAUAGUCCGAGUUUCUAUCACCUCUAAUGUGUUGUCAAAUUGUUAUGUAAUCAAUUAGCCAUCAUCAUGCGCGCUUCGUAUGAACACAUGUGCGCUGGUGACUUUUACACCCCUAAACAAAAGAAUAAUUUAAAGAAAGAAUUUCAUUGGUUAAUUCUUACAAAAUCGCAUUUUCGGCAAACUGGGUACGCGUCCCCGUGUCGGUCACUUUUCCAUAUUGAAUAAAACCGCACGGAUGUAAAACCUUAUUAAUCUUCAUUUUUCAUCUAUAUUCAGGUAAAUAUGACUAUUUACUUUAUUUUAUAUUGGAAUUAUUAUUGGUUUAUUAUACUACUCAUGUUUUUAUCAUGUUGAAUAGAUACCUAUAUACAUAGAUAUAUAAACUUUAUAAUUAUUUUUCUAUGCAUAAAGAAUGUUAGGCUUAAUUAUUUUGAGUUGUAAAUUGCUUUUAAAUAUUCUUUGUAACUGCCUAAUAUAACAUUAGAUUGAUCAUAAUUUGCACUUUUAUUAUUUUAACUAUGUACAUAUGUUAUUUAAGUCUUAUGAUGUUAAUUUGUUUAAAAUUGCUCAUAUAAUAUAGCGUAGCGGUUACGCAGGCAAAAAUUUGUGUAGUUAGAUUAUUAGUAGAAAUUAGAAUCGGGCUCGACAUGUUAAAAAUAUAUUUUCUUUGUUUACAACGACUGUCACUCUACAGACUGUUAUCGUCAAUUGACUUACAUACGUGAUGUUAACAUUGUCUGAAACGCAAGUAAGCUAUUGAUUGAUUGUUUUUGUACAUCGGAAAUGUUAAAGUAUUUUUAGAAAUUGUCGAUCGUACGCGAUUUGUGUGAUAACUCAUGUGCGCCAAGUUACAAUUCUGUGAGUAGAUCACGCCCGAUCUAAAUUAGGUGUUUGCGUUAUAAUGUUAAUAGUCGAUGUCUGUGUUCUUUUUAUAUUUUCAAUGUCUCUUUUAUGAUUUGAAUUAAAAUUAAUAAUUGAAAGCAUAAAUCUUAAUUCAAGCUAUUUCUAUUAAUUUUUGGUUUGGUAUUGAAUAUUAUUUUGAAGCUUAUUUGAAUUUAUGAAUUCUUCACAUUGUAUAAAUUACUGUUAGGGACAUUGUUUGUGAGGGCCUUGAGCCACAUCUAGUUUCAUUUGAUUUUAUGUUUUAUAAUACACUUUUCCAUAUUGAAUAAAACCGCACGGACGUAAAACCUUA